Colletotrichum tamarilloi is the source of this 225-nucleotide messenger RNA. RefSeq lists its product as uncharacterized. The transcript has a single exon. The coding region runs from base 1 to 225 and encodes 74 amino acids. Lineage: Eukaryota; Fungi; Ascomycota; Sordariomycetes; Glomerellales; Glomerellaceae. The record is from RefSeq and is a predicted model, not a curated record.
AUGCAGCAUCCAAUAGAUCCAUUCUCAUGCGUCCUCUCUCUCUCUCUCUCUCUCGCAACUGCACAGAUAUGCUGCCAUGCUUCUUUUGCCUGCCGCGAACUCCCCUGCCCCAGUGGAGUUUUCCUCUCCCCAUCUGCGCGUUCGCACUUCUACCCGAACAUCGACGUCACCAGUGCAACCAGAAAGCGCCCCCAACUGUCAACCAGAAACCCUUUUCGACAAUGA